This is a messenger RNA of Acyrthosiphon pisum (pea aphid), 1971 nucleotides long. RefSeq names its product leucine-rich repeat and immunoglobulin-like domain-containing nogo receptor-interacting protein 2. The record is from RefSeq and is a predicted model, not a curated record. The transcript is spliced from 13 exons. Gene Ontology annotation, molecular function: protein binding. Gene Ontology annotation, cellular component: plasma membrane. Lineage: Eukaryota; Metazoa; Arthropoda; Insecta; Hemiptera; Aphididae. Bases 312 to 1787 code for a protein of 491 amino acids.
AAUAAUAAGUAUUAUGUAUUAUAUUAUACAUCACAUUUCCCUUCUUGAGAUAACUAUUUACUACUUGGAAUAUACAGCUAUACUUAACCUACUUGUUGGUACUGGUGGUAAGCGUAUAUCAGAGGGAUCGCACUCAAGUGAGUUUUUAAAGUUUUCCAAUUUUUUCCUCGGAGAGUAAAAAUAUUCAAUGAAAUAAAAUAUCACGCUAAAAACACAGAUCGCGCUCGCUAUUGAUCGAUAUUGUAUAUUUUCUAUUACGUUACGCAGCGGCAAGUGCGAUUGUGUAGUGUGCUUCGCAACCAGUCCGAGCGAUGACUCGGCCGAUGUAUCAAGACGCCGCCGCCGCCGCCGCUGUUUCACGAAGGACUAUGGUGCUGCUACUUUUGCUGUUUACGUUCUCCUUGUCGUCGUUUACAUUGGUCACUGCCGAGUGCCCGGACAAAUGCAGGUGUGAUGAAGCUUAUAUCAACUGCAAUUUCGAGGAACUGGAUCGGAUUCCCGAACGCAUACCUCCGGAUACCAAAGUGCUAAGGUUGAGCGGCAAUUUAAUAAGUAAUUUGAAAAAUGGUGCAUUUGCAAGCCUUUCAAAGAUUCAUAAAUUAUUCUUGAGUGGAAAUGAAAUUGAUAACAUCGAUACUGGGUGUUUUAAUAAUUUAACGAGUUUGGAGAACUUAAACUUGGAUCACAACAAAAUCCAUAAUCUAGAUUUUUUACAAUCUAAGGGAUUAGCAAGACUGAAUAUACUAACUUUGGACUACAAUGAAAUAAGUAAUUUGAAAAACGGUGUAUUUGAAAACCUUUCGAAGCUUCAGUCAUUAUCAUUGGUUAAAAAUAAAAUUGAAAACAUCGAAUCUGGGGUUUUUAAUAACUUAACGAGAUUGGAGUCCUUAUCCUUGGAACAGAACCAAAUCCAUAAGCUCGAUUUGGAAAUGUUUAAGGGACUUAUAAAGCUGGAUACAUUGGAUUUAAGCCAUAAUCUGAUAAGAAGCAUUCCACCAGGGAUAUUCGAUUCAUUAACGUCGUUGAGUCUUUUAACGUUGAACGACAAUGAAAUAAAUAAUUUGAAAAAUGGUGCAUUUGCAAACCUUUCAAAGCUUUGGAGAUUAUUCUUGAGUGGAAAUAAGAUCGAAGACAUCGAAUCUGGGGUUUUUAAUAACUUAACGAGUUUGAAAUACUUGUUCUUGGGUUCCAACAAAAUUCAUAAGCUUGAUUUGGAAAUGUUUAAGGGACUUAUAAAACUGGAUACACUGAAUUUAAGCCACAAUAUGAUAAGAAACAUUCCACCUGGGAUAUUCGAUUCAUCAGUGUCGUUGAGUCGUCUGAUACUUGACCAUAACCCGUUGACGUGUGAUUGCAAUAUUCUUUUGUUUGUAAACGCGCUGAAGAAAAAUUAUCCCAAGCUAGAUGUAUUCGGGGAUCACGACCCGUUGUGCUAUUUACCAGUAGAAAUGAGCGAAAAAUCGUUGAAAAAAUUAACCGAAAACGAUUUUCAUUGCACGCCUCCGGAUGUAAUCGUGGUACCAGAGAAGAAGACGGUGUUGGUCGGUGAAGAGUUACAACUCUCGUGCAAAGCCGUAGGGGACCCGGAACCUUUGAUAACGUGGGCCAAAGACGACAUUUAUCUAGAACUUGGCCAAAGAGUUCAGGUAUUUCAAAAUAAUACAUUGAUUAUACCUAAAGUGGAAAGAACGGACGGCGGUCAAUAUAAGUGCGUGGCGUCCAAUUAUCUUGGACGAAAAUCUUUCGAUGCGAUGGUUAACGUAAACGGUUUGGCGGAAAAUGGAUAAAAUACCAUGUUUGGAGUAAUACUAUUUUUUAUUUUUAUUAUUAUUAUAUUUGUGAUUUGUUUAUCUUAUACAAUCUUUUAUCGUUAUGUUUGUGCCUUGAUUAUUGUGUAAAAUGCAAUAUUGUAAAAUAUAAAAUGAAGUUACCAGAACUUGCAGAACCACAAUAUAUAGCAUAAUUUUUUUA